AUGGCCCUCGCGAGGAGCCUCUUUGGGAAAUGGUCGUCUGCUCAUCAGGUGGACGGGCUGAUUUCUAGAGGCUGGGUCAGUGUCCACGAUGUGUUCAACUGGCUCGGCCAACAGCUCCAUAGUGCUGCUGGCCUACUUCUGGAGGAGGUGGCGGCCGUGCUCGCACCUGUACUCAAUCCUCACGCCGAGCUUCGUCACAAUGGCUUCCUCCUCUUGGUACUGCCACGAGAUCCAGCGAACUCAUGGCUGAAGGAGGCCACUUUGCUGCGAGGCACCUGUCGCGGAGGUCAGUCGAAGCACAUCCCAAGCGAAGUCGCUUACAGGUUCUGCCGCCUGCUGGAAGGUGAGGGCGAUCUGAUGGCACGUCUCGGAAUUCAGAGGCGUCGCCUUGCAGACCUGCAGCCGCACCGGAGGUCUCUUGAGGCGUUAUUGACAGCUCCGGGUGGGCCUUGCCACUUGCUGGUGGAUCGCCUGAAGGUAUGCGACGAUGUACGCUGCGAAGCGCUGUUGCGUCGCGCGGGCUUAGAGAGCAAUUGGACGAGUGGCAGCCUCCCCGCAGCUUCUGCCGAGGAGCUUGUGGACUUCAUCCUGCAGCCUCAGCCAGGUUGGAUUCGCGGUGGUCCGGAGAUGAGAGCUUUUCAGGCAGCUUCGGCCCAACGAGGUGAGCUGCGCAGUGGCUCAGGAAGCGCCUCGUGGAGUCCCAGGCAAGGGUCUGCGAGCCCUGGCAGACAGGCUGCAUGUGCAGCAAGACAGGCUGCGGCGGAGGCUAGCAAUUGCAGAGGCUGGCUUGAACGACAGGAGCUGUCGCCUCGAAGAGGUCCAGGCCUUGCAGGAGGGCCUGGAGCUCCCAUCCAGGCUCCACUCUGGCAAUCGAGGGAAUGGCCCUUCAGGCAGGCAAACGGAGGCGAUCGCAGGGCCCUUCCAGAAGCUCGCAAGCCUAUGGUUGACGUGAUCAUCCCUGCCCAUCAGCUUUCGCCGCCACCGCCGCCAAUGCUGGAGCCAUCAAGACCCAUCGGCCUUUACCAACCAUCCAAGGCUGUGGCCUCUCCGAGAUCCGUGAACGCGCCAUCCUCGCCCCGUGCCCUUGCACGCGAUCCAGGUGCUCCUCCCGGACGCCUUGAGAAUCGAGGAUGGUCAUGGUGGGACGAGGAGGUGCCUGGGCGUCGCCUAUCACCUGCCAGAGGGACGGGGUCGCCCGAGCGGCAGCUUGCACCGCGGCUGCCCCUGCCACAGCGCUCCGCGCCGCCUCAUUCCCCUUCCCCGUCGCACCGGGCCUUCCUGCUGGAGGCACAGAGCUCAGCGACCGGUCGGCUCAGAGAGAGCCCUUUGGGGCGGAUGCCGCGCCCCGGGCCACCGGAUCUUCGGCUGAGUCCAUAUUCCGAGCGCAGCCCACGCUUGAUAGCGGACGGCUUUUACGAGGGCCCUUUGUGGGCGCCACAGCGCGGAGAUGCCUGGGAGCUGCGAAUGCUGCGAACAGCUCUUCAGGCCAUGGUCCGGCAAGCGGCCUGCGAUGCUGAGGCUGAGGAUCCCAAGGCAGGGUUCGGCGCAAUUUCGGAGCCAUGCCUCCCAGCCUUCUUCAAAUGCCUCGAUCCCCUGGAGAAGGGCCAUGUUCUGGACACCGACCUGUUGGAGUUGGUCAAGGAGCACGAGGCGCCCGUGUCCUAUGCGAGCCUGUGCUCUCUGGUCCACGAGGCAAACCUGCGACGCGGAGGGCGUCCGCUUGGCUAUCUCACAUUCCGGGACCUCGGGAAGCUGAUCUAUCCUUUGCAGUCCAAGGAACACAAGGCAAUGUGCGAUUCCGCCACAGACGACGAAGCCAAGUCGAUCCUGUACCUGCUGCAGUUUUCGGAGCCAUGCCCACGCUGUGGUUUCCGAAUUCAGAGAGACUCGGACUCUUCGGUGUGCCCGAACGUGGUUUGCAGCAACUGCGGAGACGCUUUCAGGUGCUUCGUCGUGGCAAGGCCCUUCCUUGAUGCGCCCAAAGCAACCGCUGCAGAUCGUUACACUCUCUGCAGACUCGUGGCGGCUGUGGCCCGCACGGCGGAGAACCUGGAGCUUGACCGGAAGAGAUUGGCUGCACAUGCAGGUUUCGAUGAAGCCUGCAUGAAGGAGGUCUUCUAUUACAUUUCUUCGGGACAGCCUACCUUCGACAUCGUGGGUCUGCGGCAGGCCUUCAGGGAUCAGCAGAUUCCCGUGGCUGAGAAGGAGUUAGAUCUUAUGUGGCAGCGCUAUGCCACAAGCUUUGGAUCGGGAGUGUCCCUGGAGCACUUUCAGCGUCAACUGAGAUACGACCCCAUGUGGACGCCGGAGAGCUGCACAGCAACGAGCAGGCCAACAUUGAUUGCAGUGCAGUGGAAUUCUACGUUCGGACGUCCUUCAGGCUAG
This is a messenger RNA of Symbiodinium sp. CCMP2592, 2385 nucleotides long. NCBI's taxonomy places the organism in Eukaryota, Dinophyceae, Suessiales, Symbiodiniaceae. The record is from the annotation of a GenBank genome assembly.